AUGGCGGGAAUGGACCCAGCAGAACCAGUCGUUUCCUCUACAAAGGUGUCGAUCGGGGUUCAGGCCCCUCCAGAUGACCCGCCUCCCGCCUCCCGUGGUAAACACCCACCUCUCGUAGCUGAAAAUAGGCGGCUCAUGAUGUACGGAUACUGUGUCAGUGUCUCCUGGAUACGCUACUACGCCAGGGAACACGGUUGGCUGACCCCAUCUGGCGGGGCGGAUGAUACCAAAGUCUUCAUUGACCUCACGAAAAAACUGGGCAGAUGGGACCAUAUCAUGGCACCGAGCGUAUGUGUAUACCGGAAGCCGACAAUGAAUGGGCAACCGAAGUCUGCAUUGUGUCUCAAUAGUGUCAAAGAUCGCCAGUCAUUCCAGCUUGCCUUCAUUUUUGGUUCGGGGACGAAUAGGACAGUGGCAGAUAUGGAGGAUGCAUUGAAUCCGAGUCGGAUUCAGACCCUGAAGGAGGUGAUGAGGAUGGAGAGAGAGCCUUUGUGGUACUAUUUGACGCAGAGAGAGCAUCAUGACCAGCCCUGGCUCCCGGACAACGACGAAGAGGAGGCACCUGCAAAAUAGAGAUUUCAGUGGCCUGCUGCGUAGUCUAUCUGGAUGUCACGUUCUAUGCUGCAUACAUCUGUCGCGUUUCUGUUGUUUCAACUACUGAGCUACUGAGCUACACCCGUGCAAGGAUAUCAUUCAGUUGAAACCGCUUUCCACCCCCGCCCUCUGCAUGUCCAUGUGCAUCAAGUCGUUCUUUCCUAAUAUGCUCACCAAAGUGUGAGGAUUCGGUUGAGAAUCUGACGGCUUGGAUCACAUUCUCGUCUCUAGCGCAUCGUAGAAAUAUUCGGCUUCGUCGUUUCCGAAUAACAGGUCUUUUCAGUAUUAUCUCAGUGGGGUAAAUUGGAUGAUGCAUAUUCAACGAUCAUAUAUUUCGGUCUCUUUCGUCAUUGUAGGCACAAGGCUCGGCUAUUUUGUUUCGCUCGCGCCGUCACCGUCUGCCCUUCACCAUUCGCGAUGACCAGAAUGCCACGCCUUGUGCCACAUGGUACUCGUACGUGUAUAUGUUUCUAUUUAAUUUAGGCAUUUUGGACUAGCAAACAUGGGUGCUUUCGCAAGUCACAAAAUUUCGUUUCGUACUCUUCUGG
Molecule: messenger RNA, 1142 nt
Organism: Somion occarium
Lineage: Eukaryota; Fungi; Basidiomycota; Agaricomycetes; Polyporales; Cerrenaceae
Source: the annotation of a GenBank genome assembly